UCAAGUCUUGAGAUCUACACAAACAUGCAUCAGGGGUUAUUUUUCCCGUAACCUUAUCUGUCAGAAAAAGAGUAAUUCUACUUCUUAGCUGUAGGAUAGUAUAGCGUUUUCUCUUUACCGUUAUUUCAAAUAUUUCAAAGUCGCCUUUUGAAAAUAACCUUUGUCCUCGACCCAGUUUUCCACCCACUACUAACAGCCACGUUCAUAAGCAAGAUGGCGGAAGAAGAUGUUGUCAAAGAGAUAGCGGUUGAAAGUAAUGGGUCUAUUCCAAAUGUAAAACCACUCAGCAAAGAGGAAUUAUGGAGGAUAGAGCAUGAAAAGUUACAUGCUAAACACAAAGGACAUGAAGCAAUGCACAUGGAGAUGGUUCUUAUUUUAUUUUCUACUCUAAUAGUUGCACAGGUUCUUCUGGUAAAAUGGAAAAAACACUACUACAAGUCAUUCAUGACUGUGACCCUUGUUGGCAUGUGGUUAAUUCCUCUUUACUUCAAUGUACAACUCAAGUUCUGGCGCAUGUUGUGUGCAUGGGCUUUAUUCUCAGUUUUAACUGGAUUUAUUGUUUUCAAGUCCACACGAAAACCAGUAGCACCAAGUACCCCUAGACUAGUUUACAAGUGGUUUUUAUUUGUACACAAAGUAACCUAUGGCCUGGGAAUAUUAGGCUAUGUGAUUGUUUGUAUGACCAUGCUAGGAAUGAAUCUGAUGUUUGCAAUUAAGCCUGAUACAGCAAUGGAGUUUGGAGUGACAGUAUUAUUCUACGGACUUUAUUUUGGAGUUCUUGGCAGAGAUUUUGCGGAGAUUUGUGCUGAUAAAAUUGCAUCAAAACUAGGAUACACAAGUAAAGGUGGCCUCCCAAGCAGAAGUCUGGAGACUAAUAUUUGUGCAGUAUGUGGCCAGGAGCUUGUGUUGCGUAGUGAUGAGGAUGAGGACGAUGGGCCUGAGAAAACUUAUAAACUUACAUGUGGUCAUUUAUUUCACGAGUUCUGUAUUCGAGGCUGGUGUAUUGUUGGAAAGAAACAAACCUGUCCGUAUUGUAAAGAGAAAGUGGACCUCAAGAGAAUGUUCUGCAACCCGUGGGAGCGCCCUCACGUCCUAUUUGGACAGCUGUUGGACUGGAUCCGAUAUCUAGUGGUUUGGCAACCCAUAAUAAUAGUUGUAGUUCAGAUAAUAAUUUAUUGUUUAGGGUUAGAGUAGCUACGGCUGCUGUUUCUUCAAAGAAUGAUUUAAUCUACCAAAAACUCGCAUAAAUUUAUCGUCAAACAAAGUUUUAUUUGCCCAAAUUCAAACAGCAAUUGGAAGAAAUGCCCAGAUAUUUGUUCAGUACUUUAUUAUAUCAAGAGAUUUUUUUUAAUUGUUAAAAGUAUGGUUCCGUUCGUAGUUUGGUUUUCGAACUGGAACAUGUAUUUAUCGCACCAAACAAAACGUCGUAUUCUUUCGUUCAAAAAUAGUAUGAAGAGUUAUUUUCAAAGUUUUGCUAUUAACUUGUCCCUCGGUUUCAUCGCAGAGCGUGCGUUUUGAUGGUACUUUCAUGUAUGACCUUAAAAUACUUACCGAUUUUUACGCUAACAGCUUCGAUUUCUUCGUAGGAGAGCAUUUUAAAAGUGUUUUUGCUCUGGAAGUAGCGAAUAUUUUCUAAGACCUACCACGGUUGGAGUUUGAUUAUAAAUAACCGCAUGGGUCACUGUUUUGUUCCGAGCUGGUUUCUAAAAGUGCCAGUCACUUUUUAUCUUAAACUAUCGGUGUCACUAUUUCUUUUCUGAUUGGCCGGCUAAAAGCACACAGCUGUUCGUCUUUAGCGUGGUUUCGUUACGCAAUUAGAGACCAAAGGUUUAUUGCAAGUGGCGCACUCUAAGGCCGAAUUACGGAAAAACAGUUUUCAAUUCUUAGAGCUCAAAGGGAUCGUUUGCUUUGAAUUAAUAUUUUAAAUAAGAGAGUGCUCAGCCUCUUUAUUUCUAAAUUUCAAUCUGUCUUUCUUUGUUAGUUUUAAUAAAUUUCAACUUUGCCGUCUUACGAUUACUUGAAAU
Messenger RNA from Pocillopora verrucosa, 2024 nucleotides. RefSeq names its product E3 ubiquitin ligase Rnf121-like. Gene Ontology annotation, cellular component: Golgi membrane; endoplasmic reticulum membrane. NCBI's taxonomy places the organism in Eukaryota, Metazoa, Cnidaria, Anthozoa, Scleractinia, Pocilloporidae. Gene Ontology annotation, molecular function: ubiquitin protein ligase activity; metal ion binding. The record is from RefSeq and is a predicted model, not a curated record.